AUGCACGCUGCUGUGAAAGCGUUUAUGGAGACAAAUGUUGCCUCCUACCUCCGUCUGGUAGAGCUCGACAUGGCAGGCCUUCGCCAGCUGUGUGAUGACUCUGACGCCGAGGAUAGUCAGGUCGAAGGUGGCUCUUUCUCAUGCUGGUGUCGUCCUGGGGAAAGCUUCUACCAAUUGUGGGCUCUUGUCGUUGCUGGCAGCCUCCUGUCUGUAUCUUCUUUUGCAGGGUGGUUCUCUGUCUUUCCCUCCCCGGUUUUUGCGAUCUCUUGGUUAUGUUUUCUCUCAGGCUUCUUCUUCGUAGUUUGUGUCUUCACUUUGCAAAGGCGCGUGGGUAUGCUUAGUGGUAUCUAG
Molecule: messenger RNA, 351 nt
Organism: Lactuca virosa
Lineage: Eukaryota; Viridiplantae; Streptophyta; Magnoliopsida; Asterales; Asteraceae
Source: the annotation of a GenBank genome assembly